AUGUGUCCUGGCCUAUCUGAAGAUCUCCAACAGAUUGAUGACUCCAGGAAAACGGCCAUUAUCAACCGAGAGCUGAGAAGGCUUAACAUCGACAUUGCUGCUUUACAGGAAACCAGACUUCCAUCAAACGGUAGCCUAAGAGAGGAGGAUUAUACAUUCUUCUGGCAAGGAAAUGAACCAGAGGAAUCACGUAUACACGGUGUAGGAUUCGCAGUGAGAAACUCUCUACUGUCAUCAGUGGAACCGCCUCAAAAGGGUACACCCAGAAUCCUGUCUCUUCGCCUCUCCACCUCCUCCGGGCAUGUCAACAUUCUGAUCAUCUAUGCUCCCACACUCAGCUCCACAGUGGAGACAAAGGACACGUUCUAUGAGGCACUUGAGACUACCAUCAGAGAUAUCCCAAUCACAGAACAAGUAUAUCUGCUUGGGGAUUUUAACGCAAGAGUGGAAACUGACCAAGAAGCUUGGCCUCGCAACAUCGGCCACUUUGGCGUUGGGAAACUAAACGAUAACGGUCAGCGACUUCUUGAGAUAUGCUCCUACCACGACCUGUGCAUAACCAACACAUUCUUUGCCACAAAGCCCAAACACAGAGUCUCAUGGCGUCAUCCCAGAUCAAACCAUUGGCACCAACUGGACCUUGUGAUCACCAGAAGAUGCUCACUGAACUGUGUCCUGACAACCCGCAGCUACCACAGUGCGGACUGCGAUACCGACCACUCACUUGUUGGCAGUAAGGUGCGACUCCAGCCAAAAAGGAUUCAUCGCUCCAAACAGAAAGGACGUCCACGAAUAAACACAGCAAGGACAGCAAUGCCAGAUGUUUGCGCACGCUUUGUUGACUCUAUUGAAGAGGCCCUUCGUAACUGCCCCACCAGCAGUGCUGAUGAGAGGUGGAACUACAUUCGUGACGCCAUUUACACCUCAGCGAUGGACACUUUCGGCAAGAGAGUGAGACAAAUUCCAGACUGGUUUAAGGCAGGAAUUACAGAACUCGAACCAGCAAUCACAGCCAAAAGAAACGCCCUGCUCAACUACAAACGUGGACCUUCAGAGAAGACACUUGCAGAACUCAGAAAGGCCAGAAAUGACGCCCAACGGAUAGCUCGACGCAGCGCAAAUGACUACUGGCUGAAUCUCUGUAAGGGUAUCCAGCACUCUGCUGACUGUGGAAACAUUCGCGCCAUGUACGAAGGCAUGAAGAAAGUUUUUGGUCCGAGCAUCAUCAAGACAGCGCCGCUGAAAACAGUCUCUGGUGACAUCAUCACUGACAGAGGAAAGCAAAUGGAGAGGUGGGCUGAACACUAUCAAGAGCUCUACUCAAGAGAAAAUCUCGUCAGUGUCACAGCUGUUGAGAACACCAAUGUCCUACCAACUAUGGACCAACUUGAUGCUCCACCUUCGAUAGAUUAG
This is a messenger RNA of Saccostrea cuccullata (small rock oyster), 1413 nucleotides long. RefSeq names its product craniofacial development protein 2-like. Gene Ontology annotation, molecular function: catalytic activity. The transcript has a single exon. NCBI's taxonomy places the organism in Eukaryota, Metazoa, Mollusca, Bivalvia, Ostreida, Ostreidae. Gene Ontology annotation, cellular component: nucleus. Gene Ontology annotation, biological process: chromatin remodeling. The record is from RefSeq and is a predicted model, not a curated record. The coding region runs from base 1 to 1413 and encodes 470 amino acids.